AUGGGCGCAAAACUACUUACCCUCUUCUGGGCAUGCCUAGCGCUAAGCAAUUCCUUCUAUGUCUCCCGAGGAGUGGUUUCUGCGUCAAUCACAACGCCUCUACCCGAUCUCUACGAAGCAUCUGUGAUCGAGCUCCAAGCGGGCCUUACCUCGGGACAGUUCACGAGCGUUGACCUGAUAAAGGCAUAUUUCGCCCGCAUCGAAGAAGUUAAUUUGCAAGGGCCAAUGCUUCGUGCUGUGAUUGAGACCAAUCCGUCUGCGCUGCAGGAAGCUGCACUGCUGGAUGGUGAGCGGCUCACCUACGGGCCACGGAGUGCGCUCCAUGGGAUCCCAGUGCUUGUGAAGGACAACAUUGCGACUGUAGCAUUUGAAGGAAUGAACACGACUGCAGGGUCAUAUAGCUUGUUGAAGUCCGUAGUUCCGAACGAUGCAGGUGUAGUGAAGCGAUUACGCAAGGCAGGAGCCGUUAUUCUCGGCAAGGCAAACCUGUCCGAGUGGGCACACUUCCGUGGGAACAUUGCCUCUGGAUGGUCAGGUCGUGGAGGACAGUGCACGAAUGCAUAUUACCCAAAUGCCGAUCCGUGUGGUUCGUCGGCUGGAUCUGGCGUCUCUGCAUCUAUCGGCCUGGCUGCUGUUACUCUCGGGACGGAGACGGACGGAAGUAUCACAUGCCCCGCAAAUCAAAAUAAUGUGGUAGGCAUCAAGACCACAGUGGGAUUAACAUCCCGUGCUGGGGUCAUACCGAUCUCCGAGCACCAAGACACAGUCGGUCCGCUCGCUCGCUCCGUUACAGAUGCUGCCAUCGUCCUUUCCAUCAUCGCCGGCCCAGACCCUAACGACAACUUUACGAUGGCACAGCCGAUGCCUGUCCCCGACUAUACCAUGGCACUCAGUAACACAUCUCUUGUUGGUAAGCGCAUUGGAGUGCCUCGCGCAGUCUUCUUGAACGACAGCAUGACCGGCAAUGAUCCAUAUGUGAAUCAAGUAUUCGAGCAGGCGCUGGAGACACUAAGGGUUCUUGGCGCGACAAUUGUAGACCCAGCUGAUUUGCCUUCGGCGUAUGAAAUCUACGAGUCUAACAAUGAGACCAUUGUCUUGGAUGUUGACUUCAAGGUGCAACUCAAUGCCUGGUUUGACAGCCUCGUCGCAAACCCAUCAGGGGUGGCUUCACUUGAGGACUUAAUCAUGUUCGACAGCGUCAACCCAACGCUCGAAGAGCCCGCGGGAUACACAGACCAGUCUAUUUUGAUUGAAUCACAAGCGACUACUGGUUUUAAUGCAUCUUAUUACCAAUCUCUCGCGUUUGACGUGGAACUCGGCGCUACUCGUGGAAUUGAUGCAGCCCUCAAGAUGUACGCUCUUGACGCUCUGGUACUCCCUGCACCAGGUUACACGACUGUUCCUGCAGCCAUCGCGGGAUAUCCGAUUGUCACGGUGCCUUUGGGUUUCUAUCCAGAGAAUAUUACAAUUGGCAGCGCUGGGCCCGAGACUGUGUAUCCUGCUCCAGGCGUCCCAAUUGGACUUUCGUUCUUUGGAACAGCAUGGAGCGAGUAUAGCCUUGUCAGUUUUGCAUAUGCCUACGAACAGAAGACGCAAACAAGGCUACAGAGGAAAGCCUACCCUGCAGCAAUUCCAACAACACAGUUGGCGGAUGUGAUAGGGAAGUAG
Suillus clintonianus is the source of this 1668-nucleotide messenger RNA. RefSeq names its product amidase signature domain-containing protein. The coding region runs from base 1 to 1668 and encodes 555 amino acids. The record is from RefSeq and is a predicted model, not a curated record. The transcript has 10 exons. Lineage: Eukaryota; Fungi; Basidiomycota; Agaricomycetes; Boletales; Suillaceae.